GCAGGCCUUUGGGGUUCAGGUGACUGAGUGUGGGAAGCCUUUGUCAUAGGGUAAAAGUUGCAUACCCCUGGGCUGUAGGCUGCACACUUUGGGUCAAAUAUCAGGUUCUGUAGCUGUGUAUUUCAUCAGAACAAAUCUGUUCUACAAUGAUUAUUUUCCUUAGCUCAGGGUUGUUUUGCCUAUUGAUGGCAGCUGUGGGCAUACAAGCACAACAGACACCUUCUAUAAAUGACCUCAACGCUGAAUGCCUUGGUAACGUUAUUCGUUUGAGUGUCACUCCUCUUUUUGAAGAUGUUGACGCUGUCUUCAAUGACACACAAAUCAUAAACCUGACGCCUGGCCUUGCUACUCAGUGUGGAUUCAGCUUUAAAUUUGACCCCAUGGGGAAUGCCAUGUUUUUUGCUUCUCUUCAAAACUGCUUUUCCCAAAACAUGGAUGAUAAGAUGUUCAGCUUGGUCAUGCAGUUCAGGCUGCCAGGAAACCACAUGACUGAAGACCCUGUUUAUAGAGUUGGCAAAACCUGUAGCUACACCCCCUGGACCUCCCGAGAGAUUCUGUGCGACCGCAACUACAUGGAGGUGUCUGUCAGAAGGAAGGUCUGUCAGAAGGACUCCAUCCAAACCAUCCCCAAACAGCCCACUGGGGGCCCGAAAGCAAGGAGCGGCAACUUCCGGAGGGGAGCUGAGGCUGUUGCUUCAGGAUACAAAAUGACAGCAGUCGUCUUUAGUCCUAGCAAGAAUGUCAUGAAUGUGGAUGAGGUCCAAAGAAAGGGCUAUGCAAUAGCCAACACUCUCACACGGCUGGUGUUAAGAAGCCCUCAUAAUGCAGAGGAGACAUACCUCCAGAAUGUAGCUGGGGUUCCGAUGCGGGUGCUCUCAACCUCAACCUUCUUUGAGCAGAAGUGGCUGGUUACUCGAGUAGAUGCCACGGCUGUUUGUCCAACACCAGAGGCAGUGGCCUUUACUCCAGAAGUGAUCACCUGGUACAUGCCCAAGCACAUAGACCCACUUUUCUCCUCUGAUGCCUUCACCAUGUUGGAGGUGUACAUGGGAAUUGACGCUAAGAGGCUGGACACUGAGGAAAUGGCUGCCAGAAACUACUUGGUUUUAGUCACAGAGGCUCAUAUUAUUGUUGAAAUUCCGGUGGGGGCGGUUGGCGGCUACUUCAAGAGCCAUAUUCAGGAUGACCAGUACUUUGUCACUUACACCAUUGAGCCCAUGCUUGAGUUGCUGUGGAUCGAGGAGGUCGCACACGAGAACACCAGCUAUAAAGUCCUCUUCCCUAUCACAACACCUCCGAUGGCCAGGCCUCCACAAGUUCGCAACUACACGCCCUUAGACACAGUUCCUGAGCAGGCAGUGUUUGUGCUUUCAGGAUGGAGGUGCCCUUCUCAGACCCGGUGGUCUUUUAAGGAGAGAAGGGCGGAACAAGGUGUCACAACCUUCACGCUUCAGCUGAUCUACGGCCUGGUCAUCUUUCCAGAGUACGCUCCUUUCUCUCACUCUGCCGUUGUGGACGCUGUACUGCUGGACAUUGUGCCACCCUCAGUCACUGGCAACUGUGAUCAGGAGAACUUCCACAUCACUGUGGACUACAGGAACCAAGAGCCCUUUUUUGUGGUCUUGGUUGGCAAGCGGCUGCUUAACCAUGAGUUUGCUCAACAGUAUUUAACAGAGGGCGACACAGACUUCACCAUCACGUUGCCCUUCUCUUCGCCGGACGCAGUGUUUGAGUCGGUUCACUCGUCCUCUGUCAGGAGCAGACUGGAUGUGGCUCUGUUGAAUCCUUACAACAACAUGACCAUCAAAUACUUUUCCCUGGCUUGCAGCUUCCUCAAAACGCUGACUGAGUGUUUCUCUAACGGAACGAUGACUGCGCUGGCAGUGAAGGUGGAGUCUGCUCCCGGUCUGAACCCCGGUCAGCUGACCCUGAGCGACCCCGCCUGUGGUCCCACCUACAGUGACGAUCGCUUCGCCUACUUCCACUUCACUGUGAACUCCUGUGGCACCACCAGGAAGUUUAUCAACAAUGUCAUGCUGUAUGAGAACGAAAUCUCCUUGCCAGAUGAACUUGAGGUGAAGCUGAAUGCCACGACGUCUUCAGAGGAGGAAUAUCAGUUAAAGGUUUCCUGCUACUAUGUGGCCAACAUCACUCGCACAUUGGCCUUUCUGACCAGGCCGCGUGACAACGAGCCUUUUGCCGAGACUGGGACUGGUCGACUAAUGGUCAGAAUGAGACUCGCUCAGGACGCCUCGUAUAACACGUUCCACCAGGAGGAGGACUAUCCAGUGGUGAGGUACCUUAGACAGCCUCUGCACUUUGAGGUGGAGCUGACCACGUCCUCUGAUCCCAAGGUAGCGCUGGUGCUUGACCACUGCUGGGCCACCCUCAACGAGGACCGUGACUCCCGACCCCGGUGGAAUCUCAUCAUUAAUGGCUGUGAGAACCCCGAGGAUCCAUACCGUGUGGUCUUCCACCCGGUAGAAGUUGACGCCAGGGUCCACUUCCCCUCUCACGUCAAACGCUUUGAGGUCUAUAUGUUUUCCUUCGCCGAGGAUGCGGUUGAGCAGAGUGGCCAGGUCUUUGUCCAUUGUGAUGUGGUCAUCUGUGAUGCCAGUAGUCCCACUGGCGGCCCCUGUAGUGGACAAUGUGUGAAUCAGGACAACCUGAAAAGAGGUCAACGACAUGUCAAAGACCUCUUUGAGGAGCGUCAUGUAUAUGUUUCUUCUGGAUACAUUCUUUGGGUGUAAUGUAUUGUUCUAACAUGACAAAUAAAGUGUUCUAUAUAAAACAAUCCUAA
Oncorhynchus kisutch (coho salmon) is the source of this 2800-nucleotide messenger RNA. RefSeq lists its product as uncharacterized. The record is from RefSeq and is a predicted model, not a curated record. NCBI's taxonomy places the organism in Eukaryota, Metazoa, Chordata, Actinopteri, Salmoniformes, Salmonidae. The transcript has 22 exons. The coding region runs from base 147 to 2750 and encodes 867 amino acids.